Messenger RNA from Cylicocyclus nassatus, 441 nucleotides. Lineage: Eukaryota; Metazoa; Nematoda; Chromadorea; Rhabditida; Strongylidae. The record is from the annotation of a GenBank genome assembly.
AUUUGAACAUCGGAGAGAUUGGCGCUUUCUGAGAAUGGCCUCGAACAUAGGGGUAUAGGGGUACAACGAUGGAAAGUGUAGCCCAGUAUAUGGGAAGAUGGAUGGAAGUUGAACUUACUGACGGUAGAAUCAUUCGUGGCCAAAUGAUGUGCACUGAUAGAAAGCCAAACUUUAUCUUGGGCAGAUCUGAGGAGCGAUGGUCAGGUGAAGAAGGUGAACCCAGAGCCAUAGGUUUAGCUAUGGUAAGCCGACAACACGUUGUUCGACUCAGUCUGCUUCCAACACCGCAGCCAACAAAUGACGAAGAUUUUUCGUGAGAUUACUGAAGAUGUACAUAGAACUAAAAUAUAUAAAUUUUUAUUAUUGUUCGCAUUUUAUUAGUCAUAAUCUGAUUAUGAGCAAUUCUAAGGGCAAAUCAUUGUUCUGGUCAAUAUGUCAACG